AUGCCACACUCAACCAAGCAGCCAGGCAUCCAGAUUGUGCCUUUGGCACAUGGCAAGGACAAGGGCGGCGUAGACUUUGGCGCCGAAGUCUUUGGCGUUGACCUAAACAACUUUACAGAUCACGAGUUCAAGACUAUCGAGAAGGCGCUACACAUGCACAAAGUCCUGAUCUUCAAGGAACAACCUGAAAUGCUUCGCCCGUCCCAGCAAUACAAGCUCACCAAAGCCUUUGACCCCGAAUCUUCCGGACAGUUUGCUCAUGCAGGGACUGAGAGCGUUCUAGUCCGCCACAAGGGAGUCGACAUCUUGGGCAUCCCAGGCCGGAUUUCCAUUCCGUCUCAACCCCAGGUGCACAUCUUGGGCCGCGGGCAGGUGCCACCCGAUCACUACGGGCUUCCAGAUGACUUUCAAGUCAAAGGCGUCUACAGCAAGAACUUCCACGCUGAGCCCCACAUCUCUGACGAGGACGCCAAGGCGGGCGUCUCCCACUUUUACCAGUGGCACUUCGACGCCGCACUCUACGAUAUCCCUCCACCGCGCGUAGGGUGUCUUCUUGCGGUUCGUACGCCCAAGGGGCCAGACUGCACCAUCAGAUGGGAGGAUGACGAGGGCACCAGCAUGAAAGUCGGGCCUGGCGCCACUGCCUACGUCGCUGGCUCUCGCGCUCUCGAACUCGUCCCCGAAGACUUGAAGUCCAUCGUCGAGCACUCCAGGAUCCUCUACGCUCCCAAGCCCUUCAAGUGGAUGUCCAAAGCACACUCCACCCAUCUAGGUCACUCUCUAGUUACUGAAGGGCUUGAAAUCCCGAUCGAGGAGCUGGACUUCGACGAGGACAAGCUGAAACGGUACCCUAUGAUCUGGAAUAACCCCAUGACCGGCGAGAAAUCACUGCAAAUUCACGGUCAGGCGGCAUGGAAGCUCUAUCUCAAGUCCUCCGCCGACAGCGAGGAAAAGGUUGUGGACGACCUCGCUGAGGUGAGGGCCUUCAUGGACAGGUUGAUGCGUCCUGCGAUUCAGCCAGAGAACAUCUACGCCCACCAUCACACAGAGCAGGACGUGGUGCUUUGGUACAACCGUGCUCUGUGGCACUCUGUCACUGAAUUCCCAGACAGCUAUGGGCCGAGGAUUAUGCAUCAGUGCAACGUCGCUGCAAGUGACGACCCGAAAUAG
Messenger RNA from Microdochium trichocladiopsis, 1170 nucleotides. Its product is annotated as alpha-ketoglutarate dependent xanthine dioxygenase. Lineage: Eukaryota; Fungi; Ascomycota; Sordariomycetes; Xylariales; Microdochiaceae. Gene Ontology annotation, molecular function: oxidoreductase activity. Bases 1 to 1170 code for a protein of 389 amino acids. The record is from RefSeq and is a predicted model, not a curated record. The transcript has 6 exons.